GGGACAGAAGGUGGCGAACUGGGCAAAGAGAGAGAGAGAGAGGGAAAGAGUGACGCGCGCAUAGAACUGUCCUACAAGAUUUUAGUGUUUUUCUCUCUCUCUCUCUCUCUAUUUUCUAUGGCGUGUGUGAAGGUGGUGGCGGCGGCGGCGGUGGUGGCCUGCUGUCUGCUGGCCACCGCGGCGCAGGAGGAGGCGGCGGCGAAGGCGGUGGCGGUGGUAGAAGAGGAGGGGGCGGAGGGGGCGGAGGGGCGGAGGCGGGCGAGGAAGGUAAGCGUGACAAGCGUUUCUACCCCUUCCCUCCAGGGUUCGGGGGUCGGUACUACCCCGGGGGCGCGCCAGGUGGUCGGCCCCUCCACCCGUGGCACUACGGAGCCCCGGGGUACGCCCACCACCCCGCCUUCAACCCCUACCACCCCUUCUGGUUCACCUGCCAGGCAAACCCCUACUACUGCUACCCUAACUACCCCCCCCACCCACACUCCCCCAGGGGCUCCCCACACUCCCACGCCAACCGCGGCCAGGCGCCCCCCUCCCCCUCCUUCCCCGGGGACUCCCUGUUGA
Portunus trituberculatus (swimming crab) is the source of this 561-nucleotide messenger RNA. Its product is annotated as nascent polypeptide-associated complex subunit alpha, muscle-specific form-like. NCBI's taxonomy places the organism in Eukaryota, Metazoa, Arthropoda, Malacostraca, Decapoda, Portunidae. The record is from RefSeq and is a predicted model, not a curated record. The transcript is spliced from 2 exons. Bases 118 to 561 code for a protein of 147 amino acids.